AUGAAACUCUUAAUUCUUAUUAUUCUAAUAAUUUCCACUAGCAAUGGUUAUUUUACAGGAUGUCCUAUGGAUGGCUGCGAAAGCACACUAAGUGGCUUUGUUGACGUAGCUGUUGAUGGAUUUGAUGAAGAUGUAAAAUGGCGGCGUACUGACUUGCUAACAAUUUCAUCACGUGGUUGUGUAUCGAAUGGAUUAUCUUCGCUUAUAUGUGCUGUUGAUGUCGGAUAUGUAUCAAUAAAUAUAACGAACGGUCAACUACUCUGGAUCAUUCCUCUUGAAAUCCGAGGAAAAACAGAAACAGCAUCAUUACCUAUAGUUAAUUAUAAAGGAUUCUCGAUCAUUGCCAACAACACACAAUGUGCAUUAAUUGAUCCUCAGGGUGUUGCAAGAGGCAUAUUCAAUUAUGAACCAAUAUUGAUUCCUCCACUAGCAGGUCCAUUCGUGACAGAUGAUGGUCAAAUUAUUGUCGCCGAUUUAGUUUCUUUUGUAGGUAUAGAAGAUACUGGUCUUCCACUUGGUGUUCAAUCGUUGCCUCCUAACUUUUUUCGUCUAUCUCGAUCUAUGAGUCUUAACAGACAUGAUGCCAGAUGGUAUUUGAUUUCUCAGCACAAUAUUACUUAUUCUCGAGCAAUUAUUGCUACUGAGACAACUGGUAGUAUAGUGGAUCGAAUACGUAUUGCCUGGAUAUACGAAUAUGGUAUGCUACCAAAUUCGUGUAAUGGAAUGGAAGGACCAUUGCUAUCAAUGAAUCAAAAAUGGCUGUUUGUUGUUAAUACCACAGGAAUUCUAAUCAUUGCUGAUAAAGGUGACUCAGCAAGACGUUUUGACCUUGGUUAUGUGUCGCAGAUUGCUACAUUUGAACCCUUAACUCAACUGGCUUAUACAGAAACCAAUGACCAACAACUUUUUGUAACCAUCGCUCAUAAAGCUGUUGGCUUGGUCACAGUUCAACUUCUGACAUCGAAUCAAUGA
Messenger RNA from Rotaria sordida, 972 nucleotides. The record is from the annotation of a GenBank genome assembly. Lineage: Eukaryota; Metazoa; Rotifera; Eurotatoria; Philodinida; Philodinidae.